GGCCUGUGACGUCGGCCGCUCCCCUGCGCUCCCUCUAGCAGCCAGUCAGGGAAGGGAUGCUCUGAACGCAAGACUGCAGCAUCUUCACCGAGAGAACGAGCAGGAAAAAAAAAAAAAAACCCGUCUCUUUCUCUGUGUUCCUCCAACUCCGCGACUCCGGACCCUCUCCACCCACCCCGUCACCCCUGGGUGUAUUCAUGAUCGGAGCCAGAACAGGAUAAGAAGAAAGAAAUCAUAUCUAAUAAUAGCCUACAAAUAACGCAUCGGAUUUCUUUUUUUUUUUUAUUAUUGCUUCAACGACCCUUUUUCUUCGGUUGAUAUCGCCUCUUUGUCCUUCGAUAUUGUUAUUUUAUUUUGGUUUCAUUUAUUGUUCCGGUUCGCUGGCUGUUGCAGAGGAGCGCCACCAUCCUGCCAUCCUGACAUGAGUACGCUCUUUUAUCUGGCUGCAGCGGAAUGACACACAUAUCCUAGCUCUCAUAUCUAAAGGUUGAUGGAAGAUUGACGCUCCGUUUGCACGUGUCCAGUAUAGCCUAGACCAAUCUCCAUCUGCAGAGGUUUCGGAUUGUUUUUUUUGUUUUCCGCUCUCUGACUCGCUCAUCCGCCGCUCCAGCGUUUCUUUCUUUCUCUCUGUCCCUGCGCAGCAUCUCUGUACGCACGGCGCACUACGGAGAAACGCGCAGCUCACCGUCUCCGUCCGUAAGAAACAGGCGUAUUUUUCUAAUUCCCAAAUCGCUAUUCGCCUUCUCCAAGGACUCAUCUGCGCGACUAGGCUGCGUGAAAGAAAAACAAAACAAAAGAAAGACGGGAAAAAAGGGGGGGAUUUUAAACGCAAACGCAGCCCAAGCAUCCAAGAGCAAGCUCGAAAAUGAUGGCCGGCGGAGCAGUACAGCAAAACGGGAUUUUUUCAAAUCCUCACCAUCACAAUCAACAACCACACAUGGAGUCCGAUCCCCCGGACUCACGUAAAAGACCCCUGGAGACCCCGACGGAGGCCAGCAGCACCAAACGCACAAACACAGGAGUGGCCUUCCUGCAGCCCCUAUUUGAAACUGAAGGCAUUGUAUUCCCUCACCAAGAAACUGAGACUCAUGAGGAAGGCGAGUACUUCCUGAAGGUUUUGAUUCCCAGCUAUGCGGCGGGUUCUAUCAUCGGUAAAGGAGGUCAGACCAUCGUCCAGCUGCAGAAAGAGACUGGAGCCACCAUCAAACUGUCCAAAUCCAAAGACUUCUAUCCCGGGACGACAGAGCGGGUGUGUCUGAUCCAGGGGACGGUGGAGGCGCUGAACGGGGUCCAUGACUUCAUCGCUGAGAAGGUGAGGGAGAUGCCUCAGAGCACCCAGAAGACAGAGCCCGUCAGCAUCCUGCAGCCACAGACCACCGUCAACCCCGACCGCGUCAAACAGGCCAAGCUGAUCGUCCCCAACAGUACGGCAGGGCUGAUCAUCGGUAAAGGUGGAGCCACGGUUAAGGCGGUGAUGGAGCAGUCCGGGGCGUGGGUCCAGCUGUCCCAAAAGCCCGAGGGCAUUAACCUGCAGGAACGCGUUGUCACCAUCAGCGGGGAGCCAGAGCAGAACCGCAAGGCUGUGGAGAUCAUUGUCCAGAAGAUCCAGGAGGAUCCUCAGAGCUCUUCCUGCCUCAACAUCUCCUACUCCAACAUCACAGGACCCGUCGCCAACUCCAACCCCACUGGCUCCCCUUACGCCAACUCCACCGAGGUAAUGCCGUCCGCGGCAGCCGCUGCAGCCGCCACGGCUUCCUCUCUGCUCGGCCAGGCCAGCCUGGCUGGAGUCGGGGCCUUCCCAACCACCAUGUCCAGCCUCUCAGGCAACGACUUGCUGGCCAUCACCUCCGCCCUCAACACCCUGGCCAGCUACGGCUACAACACCAACUCCCUGGGCUUGGGGCUGAAUCCAGCUGCAGCCUCAGGGGUGUUAGCAGCUGUGGCAGCUAACGCUAACCCGGCAGCAGCCGCAGCAGCUAAUUUGUUAGCAUCCUACGCCAGUGAUGCAUCAACCAGCGCAGGUCACCCAGCAGCAGGUCUCGGAGGCUUCUCCCUGGGAUCCCUGGCUGCCGCUACAGGGGCCACCAAUGGCUACUUGAGCGCCGCAUCGCCCCUGGUGGCGUCAUCUCUACUGGCCACGGAGAAGCUAGCAGAAGGAGCAAAGGAAGUGGUUGAGAUCGCCGUGCCAGAAAACCUGGUGGGAGCCAUCUUAGGGAAAGGUGGGAAGACGCUAGUGGAGUACCAGGAGUUGACCGGCGCCAGGAUCCAGAUCUCCAAGAAAGGCGAGUUCAUCCCUGGAACUCGGAACAGGAAGGUGACCAUCACAGGUUCCCAGGCCGCCACACAGGCUGCACAGUACCUGAUCAGCCAGCGAAUCACCUACGAGCAGGGGGUACGUGCCACCAACCCACAGAAGGUGGGCUAAACCUGACAGCCAAUGAGAAACGAGGAGGAAAAGAGGAAAAAAAAAAGAGUGGGGGUUUGGGGGAGGAGUAUAAAAAGUGAGAGUGAGAAUGGAAGAAGGAGAGGAGAGCAAGAAUGUCAGAAGGAAUCGUCCGCGCCGUUUUCUUCUGCGUGUUUUCAGUAUUCUCUAUUAAAAAAAAAGAAAUUUGACGCGAAGCAAAAAUGUGCUGAGAAGACGAGGAGAGAGAGGAGCGAAUUAUCACGCUGAAAAACCAAGAAAAAAAUGUGUAACAUGUAAAUAAGGUUUUAUUACUUAACGUCUUGACCUUUCGGGAUUUUUUAUUGUUUUGUUUUAUUGUUUUGUUUAGUAAAUUAAGCUGUCUGUUCGUUUGUGUAUUGUGUGGACAAAGCUGAAUGCCAUGUAGACAGGCCGACUGCCUGAGAGGUGACAGGAAGUAGGGGGAGGGAGGGAAGGGCCUGGGCACGGAGGGGGGGAGGGUUUGCGUUUACAGGGUACAACCCUCCCCCGCCCCCCAACCCAAAAUCCCUUAUGGAAACAACCCUUACCCCUCCCUCCCCCUGCAGCCCACACCCCACACCCUCCAGUAGGGUUUUUGUUUUUCUCCUAGUUUUGAUUUGCCCCUCGGCCCCUGGCCCCGCCUCCUCCCAAAGCCUCUCUCACUACUUGCCCACAGCCUUGCCCUGCCCUCCCCCCUCCUCCCUUUUACAAGGGUUUAUAAUGAGCAAGACUGCAAACUUAAGCCUGGUGUGAGAGAGAAGAAACGUCCUUGAAUCUCCCCCCCGACCCCUUUUAUUCUUUCCCUCCGCUGAUGAUCUCACCUCCCCCCUCUGCCCUUCUUUCUGAGAGAUGAAGGAAGGGGGGAAGUGAAAUUGGGGAGGAGUGUGGGGGGAGGGGAAUCAGCUGGGCGUUUCUUCAUUUGCACACCGCCCCCUGUAUACCCUGUGAUGUAUCCCACAAGCAGUGCAGCGCCGCAGGUGUUAUGGCACGUAGCCCCCCUUCCCCCCCCCCCAACCCAGACCCCACGCGCAGAUCUAGUGUUUGAGAUAGAAUGCCGAGGCGCACGCUGAUGAUCUCACGUAGUGCGAAACCGACGAGAGUGAUACUGUGCAAGCUGCGGCAAACACAGGAUCUAUGGCAUUUCUUUGCAGUCUGCUGUGAUAAUUCUGUUAACGAUAAUGUCAUGACUAUUACGAUAGGAAUCAUCACCAUCGUCAUUAUUUAUUAAUGAGUUCACCCAUAAAUAGCUCAAUUGUUUAUUUUUUAUCUGUGAAUUCAGGUUGACAUGAAUGUAAAUGAGACUAUUUUUGAUUUGAAUCUUUUGUUUUAAUUUAAGUGGAUUGAAGAUGAAUAGUAAUAUCACAUAGUGUAAUAUAUGUCUUAUUUAAGUCCAAUAAGAAAGCCACCCCAGGCAUUAAUCUCAUCAUAGUGAAGGAUCACCCUAUAUAUCCAGUUAAAACGCAGAACAGGGAACGCACACACACACGCACACACACACACACACACACACACACACACACACACACAACACACACACACCACCCACACCACACACACACACACACACACACACACACACACACACACACACUCACAAAACACUAUGAUGCCAUAUUUGGUGCUAGAAAAGGGAAUUCACCAUAUCUAUGAUGCAGACUGCAUUAGCAAGACAAUAUCUGCAAACCACUCACACACCACAGGCUGCAGUGCAGCGUCUUAGCAGCUAUAUUAACCUCUAAUGCCUGGUCAUCAUGCUCGGCUAUCCUAGCUCAUGCUCCAAAAUAUCCCCUUGUAGUAAUAUGCCCUGUUACAGUUUACCCGCAAAGCUAAAUUGGAACUGAACUGAACGAGUGAGUUGAACGGAGCCUAGUUCUCAGAUGAACUGCUACUGCUCCAGCCUGUGGUCUUACAAACCCUUCAGA
Etheostoma spectabile (orangethroat darter) is the source of this 4344-nucleotide messenger RNA. It is a transcript of the gene nova2, whose product is annotated as NOVA alternative splicing regulator 2. The coding region runs from base 866 to 2425 and encodes 519 amino acids. The record is from RefSeq and is a predicted model, not a curated record. Lineage: Eukaryota; Metazoa; Chordata; Actinopteri; Perciformes; Percidae. The transcript is spliced from 5 exons. Gene Ontology annotation, molecular function: RNA binding.